CGGACCCAAGGCCCAACUCGGCUUCGUGUUCUUCCCCAACCCACCACUAGGGAGCGCCGUCCUCGCCUCCGGCUCUCCGCCUCUCCCCUCGCAUACUCUCCUCCUCGCAGCGCCACCCGCGAAACCCUAGCCCCGUCUCCACCCAGAGGGAGGGAGAGUGAGAGAGAGGCCUUCUUCGUCGUCGGCUGCGGAGCCAGGAUGUCGUCGGCGUUCGGGUACCAGAAGGGCGGCGACCUCGAGGCGGGGACCUCGGGCGCCCCGGGGCCGCGGGCGCUGUACCCGGGGAUGCAGGAGAGCCCAGAGAUGCGCUGGGCGCUCAUCCGCAAGAUCUACGUCAUCCUCUCGCUCCAGCUGCUCCUCACCGCCGCCGUCGCCGCGGUCGUCGUCAAGGUCCGCGCCAUACCGCACUUCUUCACCACCACGCACGCCGGGCUCGGUCUCUACAUCUUCCUUAUCAUCCUCCCCUUCAUCGUGCUGUGCCCGCUUUACUACUACCACGAGAGGCACCCGGUCAACCUGAUUCUGCUUGGCCUCUUCACCCUCGCCAUCAGCUUCGCUGUGGGCAUGACAUGCGCCUUCACCAGUGGCAAGGUCAUUCUGGAGUCUGCAAUUCUGACAACAGUGGUUGUCCUUAGCCUAACUGCUUACACUUUCUGGGCUGUGAGGAGGGGCAAAGACUUCAGCUUCCUGGGUCCUUUCCUGUUCGCCUCCCUCAUAGUGCUGCUUGUGUUCGCAUUCAUCCAGAUCCUGUUCCCACUGGGCAAGCUCUCUCAGAUGAUCUACGGCGGGCUGGCCUCACUCAUCUUCAGCGGGUACAUCGUCUACGACACGGACAACAUCAUCAAGCGCUUCACGUACGACCAGUACGUCUGGGCCGCCGUCUCCCUCUACCUGGACGUCAUCAACCUCUUCCUGUCCCUGAUGACCCUCUUCAGGGCAGCCGACUAGGCGCGCCGCUCUCUUGUCCUACCUCGUACCUACGCUUCGGGUCUGUCCCGUGUGAAUACCGUACGUUGGUACCUGAAUGCUCACCGGUUAACCUCCUUUGCCCAGAAUUCCGGUCCCUAGAAUUGUAUAGCUGCGUUGCCGGACUACUAGUAUGGUCGUGUUCGUCGUUGCUGAGUCGUGUCGGUAUCAUGCUAUCAUCUGCGUAGAGAUCACGGAUACAUUGUAAUGGUCGAAUCUGUGCGUGGAGACGUGGUGAUGGAUUUGGGUUGCUUAUGACAUGGUGGUUGGUUUAACAUUGGAGGAGUUUGGAUGGAUGUCUGCUUUA
Messenger RNA from Setaria italica (foxtail millet), 1273 nucleotides. Its product is annotated as protein LIFEGUARD 2. The coding region runs from base 199 to 948 and encodes 249 amino acids. NCBI's taxonomy places the organism in Eukaryota, Viridiplantae, Streptophyta, Magnoliopsida, Poales, Poaceae. Gene Ontology annotation, cellular component: membrane. The transcript is spliced from 4 exons. The record is from RefSeq and is a predicted model, not a curated record.